UUUCUUUCUGUUGUUGAUUUUUGAUUUAUUUUGACCAGUUUACUACUCACUUCACUGUUCCUCGCCAUUUAACGAUCAUUACUUGUUGCUUGCACCUUAUACUUGUCCGUCAUGAAAUACAUCUAUACACAUCUCAAGGAAUUCUUUAAAGUAUCUGAUUGGAACGAAGACAUCAAAGGCCCCUUCGGCCUCCAACCCCCUCCCGGCGAUUGGGCAGAGUUCAAGAGACGCAUAGCUGAACUACAGCAACAAUGUCCUGAAGGAGAGGGAAUCAAGGUUAUUUUUGCUGCUCGGCAUGGCCAAGCUCAGCACAACACCAUCAAAGAAAUAUACCAAAUACCGGAUGACAUAGGCCAGAUCCUUCAUCCUAUUCUUGACCCAGACUUGACAGACCUUGGCCGCUCCCAAGCAGCAGAUCUCGGAUAUGCAUUACAAAGGGAGGUCAAGAGAGGUAUGCCUCUACCCAAUAAGUGGUAUGUGAGUCCGAUGAAGCGUGCAGGGGAGACUUGCGGGAUUGAAUGGGGCUGGCUAUUCGAAGAGAAUAAAGGCAAGGGUAAAAGUCAUGGAGUACCAGCUACAGUCAUUGAGAACGUACGCGAGCACCUGCACGUCCACGAAUGUGAUAAACGAUCUUCUCUCUCUGAGCUACAGAGGGAUUUUCCUUCCUUCACAUACACUCCAGAGGUAAAGGAGGAGGACGAGUUGUGGCAGUCAGGUGAAGUUAGGAAUCGGGAAACUGAGGAAGAGCUCGUGGCUCGAUGUGGAGCAGGGAUCGCACAAGUUUUGGAUAUGAGCAACGAUUCCACCUAUAUAAGUAUCACAUCCCAUUCAGGGGCUUUAAGGGGCAUUUACAAAUCACUUGGAGUGCCUUCUCGAAACUUAAUAGUUGGCGAGAUGAACAUUUUGGUUCUUCGGGUGAAGAAGAUUGAAGAAUUAAAAAGGACAGACAAGGGAACAGGAGAAGUUACUGUUAGGGCCUAGUCAUCCUCGUCUUGUUGUACUGCAUGCUACAUCCAGUAUAUUUAUGUAUACUCUACGUG
Messenger RNA from Cryptococcus deneoformans JEC21, 1040 nucleotides. RefSeq lists its product as hypothetical. The transcript is spliced from 7 exons. The coding region runs from base 112 to 981 and encodes 289 amino acids. Gene Ontology annotation, molecular function: phosphatase activity. Gene Ontology annotation, cellular component: cytoplasm. The record is from RefSeq and is a predicted model, not a curated record. Lineage: Eukaryota; Fungi; Basidiomycota; Tremellomycetes; Tremellales; Cryptococcaceae.